Messenger RNA from Rhizophagus irregularis DAOM 181602=DAOM 197198, 1362 nucleotides. RefSeq lists its product as uncharacterized. The record is from RefSeq and is a predicted model, not a curated record. Lineage: Eukaryota; Fungi; Glomeromycota; Glomeromycetes; Glomerales; Glomeraceae.
AUGAUCAAGUUCAUUUUAAAUUCGCUUUUACUCCUUUUCUUUUUUGGAAUUGUUACCGCAUCAAAAGAUUUUGAUGUUAUUAUGGGUAACAAAAAUUUUAAAACAACAAAGUUACUUAGUGCUGUCUAUAGUCAACAAGUUAGUGAUUCUUCAGAAGGAUAUCAUAAGGCAGAAUUUAAUUUAAAAACCAAUUUACCAUCAUUUAAUCCUGAUCAAAGUGGUGUAGAAAGUGUUAUUUGUAAAACAGAGGCAAAUGGUAAAAGAAAAAUUGCUUUCAGCUUAAAGGACAAAAAAGCGGUUAAGGAUGUUAAGAAAUGGCCUGAAAGAAUUAUGUUAUUAAUUUCUCAUAAAUGGAAAUGUUUUGGUAAAAGGUCUACCCAAUUUUUUACGGCUACUGAUAGAGUUAUAGAUGAAUCUAAAUUAGUUGCAACUUUUGUUAUUAUGAAUUGCGAUUUUCCACACAAUUCAGAAGAUUACGAUAUCAAUUUUAAUUGGGUCGAAGGGAAACAAACAAAGAAUAAUACUCAUCGCAGUCUAGAAGAAAGAUUCGGUAUUUCAUUUCCAACAAUUAAUAUUAGUAAUAAAAUAAGUUUAAAUAUCUUAUUUGACUCAAAAAGUGAUAAAUCUUCAAAACCAGAUAUAUCACUUAUAAAUAAUAAUGAUAUUAAAUUGCUUUGCGCUAAUUGUUUUACGAAAGGUGAAGCUACUCUUGCAUUGAGAAUUAGAGGUAAAAUUUUUCCUCCUAAAUUGAAAGAAGCUUCAAUUACUCUUAGUGGAAAUUUUUUCAUGAACCUUGAUUUUGCUCUUGAAGCUUCAAAAGAAAUAAGUCCUGAAAGACGUAAAAAAGCAUCUGAAAAUUCUCCUAUUAUAAAUUUUAAAACAGGUGAUUUUAAGAUACCAGGUUUAUUAGAACUUGGCCCUGAAAUUGAUCUUGUUGCUGCAGCUGAUGCUCUUGCGGAUGCAAAAGCAACUCUUGGAUUUGGUGGUAAUUUUAGUUUACCAAAUUUUAGUGCUAAGGCAUCAUUUAAAGGCCUACCAAAUUUUGAGCAAUCCGGGUUCGAACCUAUAGUUAAUGCACAUAUUCCAAGUGCUAGUGCCAAAGCUUUUGCUAUUAUUACUGCUACAUUAAAAACACAAUUAGGUUUUGGUGUAAAAAUACUCAAAGGUCGAAUUUUAAAUAAGAAAAUUGGUUUUGAAUUGGCUGGAUCUCUUGAAGAUUCUUUUAGAUUAGGUAGUUGUAAAAGAAAGGCUCAUCCACAUGUUAAAUCUUCUCUUGGUGGUAAUAUAGGUUUUUUUGUAAAUGAUAAGGAUUUUCCUAUAUUAAAAUUUCCUACUCAAUCUUUAUUAGAUAAAUGUUUAUAA